UGGUUUCGAGGCUAAAACAGGAAGAGCCGCCAUGACAGUCUACGACCCUAAACAUUAACCCAAAUGUAUUUUAAAUCACAAUAUAAUAACGUACAUUUACGAAACUUUAAAACGUCACAAAUUACUUAUACAAGCGAAUAAACGAAGGAGCGACUCGUAUUACGUCACGCUUCCAGCGAAGUAAGCGUCGGUUGCCAAGGCGACGGGAAGGUGAUUAGAAGCGAAGGUAACAAACGAAGGUGCCAACUCGCAUAAACUUUGUGGCAGGAAAAGAUGAUGUCGAGAUCGAUUCGAGCGGAAACAAGGAGCAGGGCGAAAGAUGACAUCAAGCGGGUUAUGCAGGCCAUCGAUAAAGUUAGAAAAUGGGAAAAGAAAUGGGUAACUAUUGGUGACACAACAAUGAAAAUUUACAAAUGGGUUCCAGUUACGGUCUAUGAACAAACUCAGCCUAGAGGAAAAGCUAAAGGUACGGGAAGUGGAAAUAAAGAGAAUAUAGAAAAAUGCGGAAAAGCUGGAGAUAAAAGUGGAAAAAGAGAUAUUAGGAGUGGACCAGAUAUUAAAAGGUUAGAAACAUCCGAAUCGACCUGUAUGUCAGGAAUGACAGAGGAAUCUAGUAUAGGUUUUGUAGACAUCAGUCAAGAUUCUCAGGCAGAAACAAUCGAAUCUCAGCCGCCUAGCGACGAAGCCACAAAUCUCAGUCUCCCCGAAAACAGCAGCGAUGCCCAAUUUCCAGACAGCCACCAUGAUGGUCCUCCCACGCUAAAGCAAGAAGAAUCUAGCGAAGACAGUAGCGAACCGCCACCGAAAAAAAAUUAGGUCCGAACGGAGGCGGCACCCGCCCUAUUUUUUACCAAUCUUCCCGUUCGCGAGAGUAACUUCGUAUGCAGAUGCACCAUUUAUAAAAACUUUAUAUCUAAUAAACUAUUGUAACAAAACUUGCGUGAUCGACAAAAAAUAUAGUUACAAUUACGUCUAAAAACUAGCACGAUACAAAAAUCUUCGUAUAAAAAAAUAUGAAAUUGAUUAGCUGCCAAAAUUGGGCCUUCAUAAAAUGACACACACGUAGUUCGUAUUACAAACGAUACAACGUGCAUAUAUAUAUAUAUAAUACUUUAAAAAGUAGCUGCAUGAACUCCGUCCGACGCAUUCUUCCAUUUUACUAAGCAACGGGACUCGAAAAUUCACAUCUGAAAGAAAACAAUUUUAUAAGUAUUACAAACUAGAAAAUUUAAAAACAACCUUUUAUGUAGCAUUUUUCAUAUUAAAAUGUCUGAAAGAAACUA
This is a messenger RNA of Centruroides sculpturatus (bark scorpion), 1283 nucleotides long. RefSeq names its product B-cell CLL/lymphoma 7 protein family member A-like (gene BCL7-like). The record is from RefSeq and is a predicted model, not a curated record. Bases 274 to 816 code for a protein of 180 amino acids. The transcript is spliced from 8 exons. NCBI's taxonomy places the organism in Eukaryota, Metazoa, Arthropoda, Arachnida, Scorpiones, Buthidae.